This is a messenger RNA of Penaeus monodon (black tiger shrimp), 2092 nucleotides long. RefSeq names its product AUGMIN subunit 3-like. Gene Ontology annotation, cellular component: HAUS complex; centrosome; mitotic spindle. The coding region runs from base 136 to 1941 and encodes 601 amino acids. Gene Ontology annotation, biological process: spindle assembly; centrosome cycle. The record is from RefSeq and is a predicted model, not a curated record. NCBI's taxonomy places the organism in Eukaryota, Metazoa, Arthropoda, Malacostraca, Decapoda, Penaeidae. The transcript is spliced from 12 exons.
GGGCGAGUCGAGCUGCGCGCUGAUUGGUCAGAAUCGGAAGACGAAGUUUAUGAAGUUGUCAAACAAUUUUCUGUAAAAUACAAAGGGUUUAUUUUACAUAUUUUGGUGACUCUAGGUUAAUGAUAUAAGUCCGGAAUGGCAGCAAUGGAUGGGGAGCGCUUCGUGUCGCACCUGCAGAGCCUGGGGGUGCCGGGAGCCGAACGUCUGGUGGGCAGUAACUUUGACUGGCUCUUCCUGACUGAUGACGGCUCACCGCUCACCGCCUUCCUGGAGUGGUUCUCGGCUAAUGUUCUGCCCACGGACAUACUUACAGAUGAAGACUUGCUUGAGUUUGAGGAGCUGAAAUCCCGUGGAGAGGUGCUGACGGGCCACCAGCUGGAGGAAAUGGAGGCCUGCCUGUCCGGCCUGCCAACCAGCUUCAACUCUGCCUGCGAGCCAGAUGGGCAGCAGGACGUGCUCUCCCAGGAGGAACGUGAGAGGCUCGAGUCGCAGCUGGAAGUCCUGUCGAUGCGCAAAGAUCAGCUGAGCGCACACAAGAUGGAGCUGCGGGAGGAAGCCUUCAGAGCCAGCAAAAGCGUGAAAGCAGCCGAGGCAUCCCUGAAAUCCCAGCAAGAGUCUAUCCUCAGCACCAGUCGCCAGCUCACCCAUGCUCAUUCCGAGCUGGCCUCCACGCUCGACAAGCUUACGGAUAUUUUUAUCACUUUCAAUAAAACAGUAGAAGAUGAGGCCAAAUUCAUGUCUCAGCUAGACUUUGAAAAGUGGUGUGAUGAGGAGGCUAAGUUUACAGAUAAACUGAAGACUUAUAUCAAAAGACAAUUCAGAGAGGGAAUAGGAGAGAUUGCAGGCAUUGGAGACACCUCAGAGUACUGUCUCUUGGAUGUGGACCACUUGGACCUCCACCUGGUCAGGGGCUCUGGGAAGGCAGAGUAUGCACAGAAUGUAGAGGAACUAAACAGGCUGAACAAGUUGCUCCGGCAGACAGAGGAAUGGCGGCUGGAAGGCCUACUGCUUCAGGCACGUAGGAGAGCAGAAGUGGAGGAAGCAAACCGUCUCUUAGCUGCCAUCCAUAGGACUCAGCUACCUUCAUCUGUCCCACUUCUACAACAGCAAGGUCGAGAUGCAUCAGAGUCGCGAAUGGUAUUGAAACUAAAGAGGGAGCAGCAACAGCAGGUUCUUCUAUCCUUAAUCAGCGAGGUAACGCAGCUGGAGAGUACCAGAACCAUUUGCGGCAACUACCAGCUCAAGUGUCAGCGUCAGGAGUACUUUUUGCAGAAACAGAAAAUAGUGAUGGAUCAUCUGUUGGCUCAAGUGGCACGGCAUGACUGGUUCAAUGUGGCUCUUGACUUGGAGCACCAAAAAAUCAAGGACAUCUUGGAGGUGGCUGGAAGCAUCAAUGCCAUUGUGUCAGAGAGGGAUUCCAGAUACCAGGAAAGGAUGAAACGCUUUGAAAUCCUAAGUAAGCACCAUGAUGAGAUGAAGGCCUUGGGUCAGCUGCCUCCUGCUUUGAUCACCCUGUCACAGCUGAUGCCUCUUCCCACAGUUCCUCAUUCCCAGGAGGAUCAGAAGGAGGCUCCUGUUACUGGCAAGACUCUGGAAAAGCAGGUAGAGAUGCUGCUUAGAGCACUCAACAGUGCAAGGGAACAGAUGGCUACAGCCAGAAAUCCACAGUUCUCAGUGUUAAACAGAAUGUCAAUGAACUGCGCUUUGCUAGAAACAGGUCUAUUUGGUAGUGCUGGGAGUCUGGGAGCUCUUCCUCUGGCCUGGCUGGACCCAGCUGUCGUGGAGAGGUACUCAAACCUUGAUGAGAAGGUUUGGAAAUUCAAACAGAAACUCCUAAAACUUAUCAGUGAACAUGAAGAAAAGAAAAAGAUUCUCCAAAUUGAACCAACUGUGCGUGAAGGAUUUUAUGAAAUGGACAAAGAAUCUAUUAAAAGGCACUAGAUGAAAGUGAUGUUUUUUUCAUGGAUUUAUGUAAUUCAAGCUGCUGUUAAAGUUAUAUAAAGUUAGUUCUGUAUACUCUAUAUUCUUGUAAUAUUGUGCCCUCUAUAAUCUGUUAACUGAUAAAUACCAUUUGAUAUAAUUAAUAAUGAAA